CGGCCCCGCCCCCUUCCCUGCCCCUCCGCGGAGGGCCGCGCUCGCCCGCUCCCUCAGCUGCUCGCGUCUCUCCCUCGGCCCGGCGUCCUAGCUCCCGCCUCUAGGUGUCCGGCUCCUCGCGAACAACUUUGCCACAGGCCCGGAGGCCCGAAGGCGUCGCAGAGUAGCGUGCGGCCCACUCGCGGCCGGGGUGAGGAUUGAAGGCAAAGCCACCCAUCUGCCUGUCACACUGGCGGUACCCGGCUCCCAGCACUGUGUGCAGCCCCCCACCCCUGAGAACAUGCACUGAGCAGAGCACAGUCCAGAUAUUAAGUCCCUUCCUGCUGCUGUUCCCGACACAGGUGUGGCGGUGCAAGUUGGCUCUUGUCAAGGAUGGACCCUGGUGCGCCCCCUGCCAGCCCUUCUGGCCCACAGCCUCCUCCGUCGCUGCAGCCCCAGGCCCGCUCGAGGCUCAAUGCUACUGCCUCGUUGGAGCAGGACAAGAGUGAGGCGCCCCGAGCUCCUGGACCCCAGGUUGGCCCUGGACCAGACGUGGGAGACAUAGCUGCCCCAGCUAUGGCUCGGGCCCCGAGUGCUCGGAGCCGAGAAAGAGCAGACCGAACAGGGCCCGUGAGGGGAGAUGUGGAAGUGUCCUUUGAAGAAGUCCUGGAGAAGGCCAAAGCAGGGGAUCCCAAGGCACAGACGGAGGUGGGGAAACACUACCUGCAGCUCGCCGGUGACGCAGAUGAGGAGCUGAACAACUGCACCGCUGUGGGCUGGCUGAUCCUCGCCGCAAAGCAGGGCCGGCGCGAGGCUGUCAAGCUUCUUCGUCGGUGCCUGGCAGACAGGAAAGGCAUCACUUCUGAGAACGAGCAGGAGGUGAAGCAGCUCUCCUCCGAGACGGACCUGGAGCGGGCCGUGCGCAAGGCGGCCCUAGUCAUGUACUGGAAGCUCAACCCCAAGAAGAAGAAGCAGGUGGCUGUGUCAGAGCUGCUGGAGAAUGUCGGUCAGGUCAAUGAGCACGAUGGAAGGGCACAGCCAGGCCCAGUCCCCAAGUCCCUACAGAAGCAGAGGCGGGUGCUGGAGCGCUUGGUUAGCAGUGAAUCUAAGAGCUACAUAGCGCUGGACGACUUUGUGGAGAUCACCAAGAAGUAUGCCAAAGGCGUCAUUCCUGCCAACCUGUUCCUGCAGGACGAUGAUGACGAUGAGCUGGCGGGCAAGAGCCCCGAGGACCUGCCCCUGCGCCUGAAGGUGGUCAAAUACCCCUUGCACGCCGUCAUAGAGAUCAAAGAGUACCUGAUCGACAUGGCGUCCCGGGCAGGCGUGCACUGGCUGUCGACCAUCGUCCCCACCCACCACAUCAACGCCCUCAUCUUCUUCUUCAUCAUUAGCAACCUGACCAUCGACUUCUUCGCCCUCUUUAUUCCCCUGGUCGUCUUCUACCUGUCCUUCAUCUCCAUGGUGAUCUGUACACUCAAGGUGUUCCAGGACAGCCGGGCCUGGGAGAGCUUCCGCACCCUCACGGGCCUGCUCCUGCGCUUCGAGCCCAACCUGGACGUGGAGCAGGCGGAGGUAAACUUCGGCUGGAACCACCUGGAGCCGUACCUCCACUUCCUGCUGUCCGUCGCCUUCGUCAUCUUCUCCUUCCCCCUUGCCAGCAAGGACUACAUUCCCUGCUCAGAGCUGGCCGUCGUGUCCGUCUUCUUCACGGCCACCAGCUACAUGAGCCUGAGCACCUCCGCUGAGCCCUAUACCAGGAGGGCCCUGGUGACCGAGGUGGCCGCUGGCCUGCUCUCCCUGCUGCCCACGCUACCCUUCAACCUGCACCCCCUGAAGCUACUGGGCCAGACCUUCCUCACCGUGCCCCUCGGCCCCCUCAUCGUCCUGAACGUCAGCCUCCCCUGCCUGCUCUAUGUCUACUUGCUGUACCUCUUCUUCCGCAUGGCACAGCUGAGGAACUUCAAGGGCACCUACUGCUACCUGGUGCCCUAUCUGGUCUGCUUCAUGUGGUGCGAGCUGAGCGUGGUCAUCCUGCUCGAGUCCACCGGCCUGGGGCUGAUCCGUGCCUCCAUAGGCUACUGCCUCUUCCUGUUCGCUCUCCCGAUCCUGGUGGCCGGCCUGGUGCUGGUGGGUGUGGUGCAGUUCGCCCGCUGGUUCCUGGCCCUGGAGCUCACCAAGAUCGCUGUCGCUGUGCUGGUGUGUAGCGUGCCCCUGCUGGUCCGCUGGUGGACCAAGGCCAACUUCUCGGUGCUGGGGAUGGUCAAGUCCCUGACGCGCAGCUCCAUCGUCAAGCUCAUCCUGGUGUGGCUCACGGCUAUUGUGCUCUUCUGCUGGUUCUAUGUGUACCGCUCGGAGGGCAUGAAGGUAUACAACUCCACGCUGACCUGGCCGCAGUACAGCUUCCUGUGUGGGCCCCGGGCCUGGAAGGAGACCAACAUGGCCCGCACGCAGAUUCUGUGCAGCCACCUGGAGGGCCACCGGGUCACAUGGACGGGCCGCUUCAAGUACGUGCGUGUCACGGAGAUCGACAACAGCGCCGAGGCAGCCAUCAACAUGCUGCCGUUCUUCGUGGGUGACUGGCUGCGCUGCCUCUACGGCGAUGCCUACCCGGCCUGCAGCCCCAGCAGUGGCCCUACAGCUGAGGAGGAGCUCUGCCGCCUCAAGCGCCUGGCCAAGCACCCCUGUCAUAUCAAGAAGUUCGACCGCUACAAGUUCGAGAUCACAGUGGGCAUGCCGUUCAGCAGCACCAACGGCUCCCGCGGCCCGGAGGAGGAUGAUGUGACCAAGGACAUCGUGCUGCGGGCCAGCGGCGAGUUCAAGGAUGUGCUGCUCGGCCUGCGCCAGGGCAGCCUCAUUGAGUUCAGCACUGUCCUCGAGGGCCGCCUGGGUAGCAAGUGGCCUGUCUUCGAGCUCAAGGCCAUCAGCUGCCUCAACUGCAUGGCCCAGCUGUCACCGGCGCAGCGGCACGUGAAGAUCGAGCGCGACUGGCGCAGCACCGUGCAUGGCGCGGUCAAGUUCGCCUUCGACUUCUUCUUCUUCCCGUUCCUGUCAGCGGUGUGAGGGCGUGCCACCCCGCCCCCCCAAAUGAAGAGCUGUCCAUGCAUGUCCCUGUCAGGACCUGACCCUUGCGUGGCCCCCCUAGCCUGACGGCACGACACCGACGCUGAGUGUAUGUGUGUGCGCAGAUGGCAUGCUUGGAGACCGCAUCACGUGCCUCUGCUCACACCCCCGGCGUCGUGGGAGAGUGCAUGCCCGGGGUCCGGCCAUGGUCCCGGCCCCAAAGAGCACUUUACAGAUGAGCUGCUCUCCGCACCCCCUUCCAAGUUCCCUGGCCCUGUUCCCAUUUGUGUUGGGUUUGUUUUUUAAAGAACCGCAUGUGCUGUUGUAUGAAGUCCGUGAGGCAUUUCUCAUUGGGUCACAGCUAAGCCUUGACCACUGUCAGCCAAUCCGGGGCCAAUGCAGGUCCAAGAGCCUGCACGUGAGGCUGUGGGAGGUGGCGGCUCUGCGCAGAGCAUGUUCAUGCGGAGCUCUGGACCCCACGGCUGCCUGGCAGCUCUCUUGUUGGUGCGUGUGGGUGAGUGGAUGAGGGUCUUGAGGCAUCAACCAGCACUAGGAAAUGAGAAGAAACUAGAGAGUUCCUUCCUGGCCCUUGGAAAAGCUUGGCCUAUGUUCAGUACUGGGAAGCUGAAAGUGAAGGUCCUCACAGAGCCAAAAUAAAAACAUUUCUUGAAGUCU
Molecule: messenger RNA, 3714 nt
Organism: Mustela lutreola (European mink)
Lineage: Eukaryota; Metazoa; Chordata; Mammalia; Carnivora; Mustelidae
Gene: WFS1
Product: wolframin ER transmembrane glycoprotein
Exons: 9
Coding region: 373-3039 (888 amino acids)
Biological process (GO): endoplasmic reticulum unfolded protein response; calcium ion homeostasis
Cellular component (GO): endoplasmic reticulum membrane; endoplasmic reticulum
Molecular function (GO): protein binding
Source: RefSeq, a predicted model, not a curated record